AGAAGUUGCCAGUACCUCCACAAGGAGCUGCCCGUGAGAAUUGCCCACCGGAUCAACGGCUUUCGAAACCUGCCCUUCAUCGUCGGCUGCCACCCAACUCUGCUCAGUGUGCAUGAACUCUACAUUCGAGCCUUCCACAUCCUGAGUGAUUUCGGCCCGAUCCGAGACCUGGACCAGGAGCGCCAGUGGUCGGAGGCGUUGAGGAAUUUGUUGGAUGACCACAAGGACGUGGUCACUCAGCUGGCGGAAGGCUUCUCGGAGUGUCGCAAAUACGUCAGCGAUGAGAUUCUGAUCAAGAGUUUCCUCGAUAGGACCUUGACCUCAAGACUCGGGAUCCGCAUGCUUUCGGAGCACCAUCUGGCGUUGCACGACGAAAAGCCCAACCACGUUGGCAUCAUCAAUGUGGCAUUUUCGCCUCGUAAGCUGGUGGAGAAAAAAGCGGAUUUCAUCAGAGGUGUGUGUGAGGCCAAGUACGGCGCGGCCCCCUCAGUCAAGAUCAACGGGCACGCAAACGCCACUUUCCCGUACAUCCAGCCGCCUCUGGACUACAUCCUCGGGGAACUGCUGAAGAACGCCAUGAGAGCAUCUGUGGAGUCUCACCUGAGCGGCGUGGGCAUCCCCGACGUGACCGUCACUAUUGCCAACAAUGACCACCACUUUGUCUUCAGAAUUUCUGACCGGGGCGGCGGUAUCCCUGCCAAGAUUGCCAAGAAGGUGUUUGACUACAACUUCACGACCAGCGGCUCGACGACAGACGAUCGCGUGGAUGGCGGGAUCUUUGGGCAGAUCAUGCAGGCAGAGCACACGGGGCCCGCGCCGGGGAAAAUGCACGGCUACGGCUUUGGGUUGCCCACCUCCAGAGCCUACGCCCAGUACCUCGGAGGGUCCUUGACCUUGGAGUCUCUGGAGGGCAUCGGCACGGACGUCUACUUGCGACUCAGCCACAUUGACGGUCGCUCGGAAAGUUUUAGAAUUUGAUAUCGCCUGUAUUGGAUUGAUGACAUUUUUAGUGCUAUUGACAAGAGCAGUUUUGCUCUGUUUUUCCAGUUGUCUAGAGACCAUGUCAGGAGUUUGGUGAGAACAUUGGAUAUGUCACAUUUUGAAGUUUUGCAAAACGGCAAACUAUGGUUUGACCAGGGAUGCCAAAUGUCCAGGUUUUUUUCGGUUUUUCCCCGUUUUUUUUCAUCCGUUGGAAUUGCAAAGGAAAGGGGUGAGGUAAGAGAGAAUAAUAUUUUAUGUUUUUGUUUGCUCAUUUAAAAGCUUUACAAGGUUCGGUUUAGGUGAGAUGUGAUGCUCCGCUCAUUUUCAGGGUU
Messenger RNA from Aplysia californica (California sea hare), 1313 nucleotides. Its product is annotated as 3-methyl-2-oxobutanoate dehydrogenase [lipoamide] kinase, mitochondrial. The record is from RefSeq and is a predicted model, not a curated record. Gene Ontology annotation, cellular component: mitochondrion. Lineage: Eukaryota; Metazoa; Mollusca; Gastropoda; Aplysiida; Aplysiidae. Gene Ontology annotation, biological process: regulation of glucose metabolic process; protein phosphorylation. Gene Ontology annotation, molecular function: pyruvate dehydrogenase (acetyl-transferring) kinase activity.